Messenger RNA from Calliphora vicina (urban bluebottle blowfly), 2507 nucleotides. RefSeq names its product Nuclear localized protein 1 (gene Nulp1). Gene Ontology annotation, cellular component: RQC complex. The coding region runs from base 170 to 2314 and encodes 714 amino acids. Gene Ontology annotation, molecular function: protein binding. The record is from RefSeq and is a predicted model, not a curated record. The transcript has 9 exons. NCBI's taxonomy places the organism in Eukaryota, Metazoa, Arthropoda, Insecta, Diptera, Calliphoridae.
CUGAUCAGUUUGGGAAUUUUCAAUAUAAAAAAAUCAAAAUAAACAUUUUUCACCUUAAUUCAUUUUGCCAAGAAGCAAGCUAGCAACAAAAUAUCGAUUGAUAAAACCAAAUAAUUUGCAACAACAAAUUGUGUUCGUCACCGAAAGCAAAGAAGCCAAUUGGAGCAUAAUGUCUUCAAGAGUUCUUAAGAAAUUGCAAGGUGGUGAUUUGGAAUUGCAACAAAAUGAGGAAGAGGAUGAUCAGCUAAGUGAUGAUGAGGAAGUGGAAACUCUGCGUGGCAAGAAAAAUAACUUUUUUGAUUUGCUGAAUCAACAAAGUCUCUCGGAAAGUGAAGUUAAAGAAGAUGACAAUGAAACUGAACAAGGUUCAGCGGCAACUAAUUUGCCACCUGGCCCCUCUGCCUCUAAGAAGAAAAAGAAGAAGCGCAAGAAGAAGUCCAAAUAUACGGGAAAUCAUAUAAGUAGUGAAGACAAUGAGAUCACCGAUAAGUUCAUCAGUGAUAUCGAUCCUUUACUUAACAAAGUAUGUGAUGCCACAACACAAAAUCCCAAAUUGACAACGCCACGUAUUGAAAUCGAUAAAUCCCUAUUUGCUGUUGAGCUAAAAAAUCUAAAUCCGCAAAAUGAAAUGCGUCGCACUUUCGGCAAAAGAGUUGUAAAAAUGGAGAAUAAACGUGGCCGUCAAAAGUUGACUUUAAAAUCGACAUAUAUGGUAACAGCUAAAGAAUCGUGGCCACCAAUAACAAAAAAUAGUAUUACAAUGAGACCAACACAAUCACCAGAUAAUGCGGGCACAAGCCAAUCCACCACUGGAUAUGGUAGUGGCAUUGAUAAAGUACAAUGGUUCUCUUUCGAGCACAGUCCAUACUAUCAGAGUGCACAAAAUCUAUUUUUAUCUGCUUUGGAAAGAACCGAUUCAGAUUUUUUGAUAAAUCUUAUAAGAAGAUGUCCCUAUCAUGUGGACUCACUAAUACAAUUAAGUGAAUUGUGCAAAAUGACCGAAGAUUUCUCUUUGGCCAGUGAACUGAUAGAAAGAGCAGUUUUGGUUUUAGAAUCUUCACUGCAUCCUAGCUUCAGCUUAACCAAUGGUAAUUGCCGUCUGGACUACAAACGUCAAGAGAAUCGUGCUAUGUUUGUGGUGCUUUUUAAGCAUGCUCAAUAUUUGGAGGCCCGAGCUUGUUGUCGUACAGCAUUUGAGAUUUCUAAAUUGAUUUUAAGUCUUAAUCCUGAUGUCGAUCCUUUGGCUAUGGUACUAAUUGUUGACUACUAUGCUUUGCGUAGUAAGCAGUACAAUUGGUUGGUGAAAUUCUAUGAGGAAUACGAUGCCAUACGUAAUUUAUCACAACUACCGAAUUUGGCAUAUUCUUAUGCCUUGGCUUUGUAUUGCCUACAGGGAGAAUGUGAAAAGGCGGAUAAUGCAUUGCAGUAUGCUUUGCUAAUGUUUCCGGGUGUUUUGAAACCCUUGUUAGAUGAAUUGUCGGUGCAAACAGAUAAACGUGUUUUGGGCUGUUCUUAUUUCAAUUCUGAAGUUUCGGGAAGUCAAUCUCCCGCUCUUCAUCAAUUGGUUUGUCUUUACAUAUGCCGGGCCAAGGUGGUGUGGCGCCAAAACAACCUGCUACCUUGGUUGGAGCGCAAUGUUAAUACAGCCCUGGAUCGCAUUGACAGCAAGGAUGAAGUUGUACAAGAAUAUAGCGCAAAGAGAUCUGCUCGUUAUGUUCAGCCACCCAGGCCCAUCUUAAGACAUGUCAUACUAUCAGAUUACAAAGAGAAAGUACCCUUGGCACCGUUUGUGGCCAAAGAAAAAGAGGCUAUUAUGAUGUAUGAUCCCUUGCCGCCAGCAGAUUCAGUAAAUUGCUAUGAAAGAAAAUCGUCAUCCAGUAGUCCAACUGCAGCCACCAAUCAUUCAGUCUCAAUGUUUAUCCAAUCGCUGUUGCCCUCAUUUAACCUUAAUAAUGCUGGCGGCGGCAAUGCCAAUGUAGAGCAGCAGCAACAAAAUGUCGUGGCUAAUGUUGAGCAAGCAGCGGCACGUGUUGCCCAGGCUGGUGGCGGCAAUAGAGUAAACGAUGAAGUGGCCGAAGUUGAUCGCCAUUUACAAGCUCUUAAUAUGAAUUUGGAAAAUGCCGCAGUAGAAGGUGCUGCUGAAGGUACCGAGGCAGGGGCUUCUUAUCGUGAAUUAACCCAGUCUCUAACAAACAUUGUCGAUGCUAUGCGUGAUUUUUUGCAAAAUUUCCGUGUGGCUUCUGAACACUUGCAACCUGGUGAAAAUGAAGAAAACGAUACAACCGAUGAGGAUACAACUGACUAUUUUGAUUAAAAACCAACAAGAUCUACAUAAGAAUAACUACACUUAAGAUAUUUUGCCCUAAACACAAAUUCUUAAAGAUAAGUAAUGGCUUUAAAUGUAUGUCCUUAAAACAAUUAUAUACAAAUCUUUAAAAAAGAUUUCGUAAUUAUUAUUGAACCGUGUAAACAAACGUAACCGUAUCCCAAUUUUUUAUAAGAACAAA